Messenger RNA from Pelagomonas calceolata, 1989 nucleotides. NCBI's taxonomy places the organism in Eukaryota, Pelagophyceae, Pelagomonadales, Pelagomonadaceae. The record is from the annotation of a GenBank genome assembly.
AAAAAAACUCGCUCUGUCUGCGUAGCACGGCCAUUAGACUGCAUCCGUACGUCUGCGCCACUGCGGAGCACUCAUACGAUAAAUAGUAAGCGGCACGAGGCGCGAACAGUCGCCUGCGGGCUGACGGCACAUAGUUGCAUCUCCGUGCAGCUGCGCGCGCACAGCCAUGGCUCCGAGCCGCCGCGCGCUGGCCGGAUGCGUCCUCGGAUUGAGCACAGCGUUCCGGGCGCCCACCAUGCACAGGAGGCGCGCGCUCGUCAAGCACGUCGAGCCCGCGGAAGCACCCAUCGAGCUCUGCGAGGAGAACGAUGAGUUGGACGAGGCACCGUCACCACCGCCGAGACGGCGGAACAGAAUAAGAAGGAAGCUGCGCCGGUCCACUAUUGGUGGUGUUGUCGGCGCGCUAGGGCCGUGGCCGACCGUACCCUGGACCUCGCUCGGUAUUCUGCUGCCCUGGACGCCUUUAUUUGACACCCUGUCCCUCGUACUGCUAUUCUUACGUAGUGCGAGAGUAGACUUGAUGGAGCGCCGCUUUAGGGAGGAAGCUUCUACAUACAUCAAGAGCACCGUCGAGACGGACGAGCCCCCUCUUCGCAUAUUGUGCAUGGACGGCGGCGGCGUGCGGGGCGCGAACUUGCUGUCGACGCUCGAUGCGCUCGAUCAGAGAAUAGAAGGGCCUUUGCACGAGGCGUUCGACGUCGUCUGUGGGACGUCCAUUGGGGGAGCCGGUGCGUUGUUGAUGGCGCACACCGAGGACCCCUUAGAACAAUGCCGGAAGGCCAUGUCCGACAUGGCCGACGCGGUCUUCGCGAAGGCGUCCGGCUGGCGGUUGCUCGUGCGAGGGCAGAUGACCGGUCGAUCGGUGCUUACCGAGGUCGUCACGGAGCGCAUCGGGGCGUCGCAGGACCUGCGGGCGCCUGUCGUGGAACCGCCGCCGCCCCCACCAAAAACAAAGAAGCGGCGGCGCGUGCGGCGAUUCCUCUCGCGCGUCGUGCUCCGACGGAGGCAGGAGGUGGAACCUCCGCCGAAGCUCGCCGGUCGGAAGCCCCUGGCCUUUGCGGUUGCUGCCCGGGAAGCGGAGACCGGUUCCUUGGAGCCGUUUCUGUUCCGAACCUAUCCGCGCGAGCAGGGCACGGCCCCGGGCCGAUCGGACGUGAAACUGUGGCAGGCCGUCGCGGCGACGUGUGCUGCUCCUGCGGUCUUCGCGCCCGUCCAGAUCGACGGCGAGAGUUAUGUGGACGGCGGCGUCGUGGCCAAUGAUCCGACGUUACUCGCUCUCGCCGAGGUCGCCUCCGUGUUUCCGGGACGGCCCGUCGGGGUCGUGGUUUCACUAGGAUGCGGUCAAACCAAGAGGGAGCGACGAGCCGAGAGAAGGGAGGAGCGGCGCUGGUUUCGAAGACGUAAGUCAAAGAAACCGCGCGAGGAGCUUAGUGGAACAGAAAGGUGGUUUAGACGUGUAGGUUUGACCUGGGACCACGAGCCUCGCAUAAGGAGACGCGCUAGACUGGCUCUACAACGUAGAAAGGCCCAGUACUUUCGGGUCGAGCCGCCUUUAGCGAGUGCCGUUUCAUUGAGCGAGACGGACACGUCGAAGCUAGAGAGUAUGGACGCUAAUGUGAAAGAGUGGCUGACGUCGCCCGUGGUCGCUGGAAGGUUAGAUGAGAUCGGGCGGUCUCUCGAGCGACGACGUAUCCCGAAAGAGGAGGAGGAGAUCCGCUAUCCCAUUACGACCAACGUGUUCCGGACGCUGAACGCGGCGCGACGGGGUGUGGGUGCGGGCGUGAACACGUUGCUGGGGGACGCUCCGCAACGAUUUAGGCGGAAGACGAGACAUGUGGUGGUGGACUCGUCUCGGAAAGUAGUAUCAACGCUGACCGACGCCGGCGACGACGUCGCUUGGAGGUUAUUGGCGCCGCCUUCACCAGGGUUGGAGGAGGCGGUGGAAGGAGAAGGGAGGGAGUGGACGGCUCUAAGUUAGUGUGAAUGUUA